Ochotona curzoniae (black-lipped pika) is the source of this 1324-nucleotide messenger RNA. It is a transcript of the gene FAM170B, whose product is annotated as family with sequence similarity 170 member B. Gene Ontology annotation, cellular component: acrosomal vesicle. The coding region runs from base 1 to 882 and encodes 293 amino acids. The transcript has 2 exons. The record is from RefSeq and is a predicted model, not a curated record. Gene Ontology annotation, biological process: fertilization. NCBI's taxonomy places the organism in Eukaryota, Metazoa, Chordata, Mammalia, Lagomorpha, Ochotonidae.
AUGCAACGUCACUUUUCGGACCUCAGGGGAGAGCAGUCACCAACGGAUGGAGCCACGCUUAGCCUGCCCACACCUGAGUCCACGGAAGACAGCGGGGAAUUGUGUUGGUCAGAGAUCCUGAAGAAGGACAAACUCUCCCCGCGGCUGGUGCCCGCCAACCCCCUCAAUGAGGACACCUGCUUCUUGGCCAGGCCCCGCAGGCUGCUGGGCUGGAGUAGCUCUCCGUCGUCCUCACAGUCAUCCUCGGAGUACCACUCCUACUCGCAGUACCAGUCCUGUUGCUCCUGCCUGUGUGGCGAUGAGGACGCCCCGCCGCAGAGCGUGUGCGCCCUCUACACACACGUGCAGACCGUGCGAGGAGUGGCCGUGGCCUGGGAGACAGAGGAAGGCUUCCAGCCGGUCAACAGGAAGCCCCGCAUCCACGAAGCUGAGUUCAUCAAGAGGCAGAGGAAGAAAGGGUCGUCCUUCGAGAUGGCGUCCAACACGGACCUGUACUGGGACCUGGAGGCCUGCCAAGACAGCCGCAGCCCGGAUCCGGCCGAGGGCGACGAAGACGACACGGAGCAGCUGCAGCCGCUGGAGUGCUGCCUGCAGGAGCUGCGGCCCCCCGACUGGCUGGUCACCACCAACUAUGGCCUGCGCUGCGUGGCCUGCUGCCGCGUCUUCCCCUCGCUGGAGGAGCUGCUGGCGCACGCUCAGUUCGGCAUCCGCGAGGGCUUCAGCUGCCAGAUCUUCUAUGAAGAAAUGCUGGAGAGGAGGCGGGCCCGGGACCAAGCCCAAGAUGAGCAGCUGGAGGAGGAGGAAGAGGAGGAAGAGGAGGAACAGAAUCCUUCUGACAAGAGUGAGUCGUCCCGCCCCCAGGGCCAGGAGGCGCAGCAGUAGCAGCAGCAAGCAGAGCCCAACCUUGUCCUCACCUCCACAGCCUGGGACCGCUCUUUCCUUCCCCAACCGGCAGGACCAGCGCCUGGGGGGCAGUCAGCAGGCAGCACGGGAGAAGAAGAGUGGAGACUGGAGGAGCAAGAUGGGAGGUCGGGCACCCUUCUCAAGGUCACAGCGCUUGGCUCAGAGUCCACCUCAAAGGCUGAAUGCGAAGGAGAGGGCUUCAGGUGCUUCCCGGGGUGGGUGCAAGAUCUGAGAGCCUCUCCCCACGCCGAGCACGUGACCACAGGGAUUUCUAUUUUUUGCCGAUGGAUCAAGUAGGCCCACACUUGAACCAGGGAAGUUUCGGCCCUAUUUUUUUUUUCACUAUUAGGAAUCCGUCAUAUGCCCCAAUUCUAUGUCUUAUAUUAUUGGGAUUAAACCUGAAUAACUCAAAUGCAAACCA